Messenger RNA from Pyrus x bretschneideri (Chinese white pear), 831 nucleotides. RefSeq names its product macrophage migration inhibitory factor homolog. Lineage: Eukaryota; Viridiplantae; Streptophyta; Magnoliopsida; Rosales; Rosaceae. Gene Ontology annotation, molecular function: phenylpyruvate tautomerase activity. The transcript is spliced from 3 exons. The record is from RefSeq and is a predicted model, not a curated record. The coding region runs from base 177 to 605 and encodes 142 amino acids.
AAAGUGGUGGGGUAGCAAAAUUGACAAGGACAUGAUUCCUCAACAGCGUAGAAUAAAUAGAUAGACUUAUCUACAAGGUUACAAGCUGCGUUUUUUAGAACCACCCGGUUUCUGUAAUUCUGUGAUUCUAAUAAGAAACGCCUUGUUUGUUCAUCUUCUCCUCAAAUCUGACAAGAAUGCCGACGUUGAAUCUGUUUACCAACUUGCCGGUGGACGGAGUUGUGGCCUCUGACAUCCUCAAGGACGCCACCAAAGCCGUUUCUAAGAUCAUUGGCAAACCCGAGUCCUAUGUGAUGAUUUUGCUCAACGGGUCUGUGCCAAUUGCAUUUGCUGGCACGGAAGAGCCUGCUGCGUAUGGAGAAUUGAUCUCCAUUGGGGGCAUUGGACCAGGUGUUAACGGAAAACUGAGUUCAACCAUUGCAGAAAUUCUUGAAACUAAGCUCUCCAUUGAUAGCUCCCGCUUCUAUAUCAAAUUUUAUGACGUUGAGAGCAAUUUAUCUCCACACCCACGCAUGAUUCCAUUAUUAUUGUGCUUCCCCUUCCCCGAAUCAAAACAAAAGAAGAGAAUAAAUAGUAAUGCCUCCCCCCCUCCCCCUGUACACUAAUGGGGGAGGAGGAGAUGCCAUUUCUCAAAAAGGCCAGUUACAACAUUUCUCCAAGAAGCUUUGUCGUAUCGCAAAACCCCCAGACUACAAGGGGACCGGUUAUGCUACGCCUUUCCACAUACAUAGAUUCGUAUUUGAGUCUGACCUGAUUAGUUGGAGAGUAUUUCAUCUGAUAGUUCGAUUAUAACAAAUAUUAUCUGAUGAUGAUUUAUUACUAAUGUGUUUA